Molecule: messenger RNA, 3804 nt
Organism: Closterium sp. NIES-65
Lineage: Eukaryota; Viridiplantae; Streptophyta; Zygnematophyceae; Desmidiales; Closteriaceae
Source: the annotation of a GenBank genome assembly
AUGCCUCCUAAACGGUCGUCAAAGGUCACUGCUGAGGUCACGCUCCCGGACGACCUCCUAACGGAUCCGAUCACCACGCCGGCUCCUGUUGUGGAUGGGGCUGAGAAGCAAGGCUCAAACGAUGCGGUUACUGUUAAUGCAGUCACGGACAAUGCUGCGCAGUCCGUCAAGGAAUCGGCUACUACUACUGCUGCUGACGUCGCCGGUGGUUCUGGACUAUCAGUGGAAGAGAAGUUUCAAGACAACCAGGCUCCUGUUGCUGUGCUUGACGAGUUCCUGGAGGAUGAUGAGGAUGAAGAGCUGGAGAUCGACAUUGCCAAGGAAGAUGCUUUUCGUCUUCGUUAUACAGCAAUCUUACUCAUCCCGAUGGUGCUUUCUCAGGAGAUUAAGGCCAUUAUUGCUGCAGUGCGUCUUUUGAUGACCAAGGUCUGGAGCUCUUCUCUAACCGAGAACGCUGGGGUGACGGCUAACAUACAGGAGAUGAUACCUGGUUUCGUCGCGAAGACACGAUUCUGCCGGCUUCAAAUCUCCUUCCUCGACGAACGGGAUGCGCAUCACAUCAAGUUUCAUGUUUUUGAGUACCAGAAGGCGAAUGCUCCGGCGAUCAAGUGCAUCUGGCAGCAUACAGAGAACGCUUCGUACCUUAAGGAGAAGGCUACUCGUCCCCUUGCUAUUGAAGUGGUGUUCCGGCGAGUGCCCGCUAACAUUGUCCCGGAUGUUUUGAAGGACCUGCUUGUCCGUUUCAAACUGAAGAAGCGUCAGCAGUCGGCUUUCAAGGAAGGGUUUGGUUUCCAUCGGGUGGCUCACCCACUCACCGGAGCUGACACCGAUGUUAUCAAAGGCCUGGUCGUGCAGCAUCCUGGGGAUCGUUAUCGCUGGCGCCACAUGGUCGACAGCCCGAUGGGCUGCGUCUCUACCUCCGCUCUCGUCACCCCCAUACUGAAAGAUCCAUCCAUCGCUCUUGUCUCGACCGGCAGCAACCGCGAAGAAUGGAUCUGCACGCAAGUGUGCUGCGGGAAGGCGAAGGGGAAAACUUUCUUGGCUGCGGCGGAUCACAUCAUCUCUUCGACUCACCUGCUGAACCAGGAGAAGAUGGGUACUGCCACAAAAGCCUCCAUGGACAAGGCUGCUCUUGCCGCCCUGGGCAGGCCUGGAAUUCGGAAAGCGGUAGAGGCUGCCUUGGCGAAAGCGGCUGAGGAUGGAGAUGGUAAUUUCGAGUUACUACUUGGGAGGCUCAAUGCUGGUUUACGUGCGUACAUGAAGGAGGAGAACAAAAGAGUAAAGAAAACAACGGCUCAUCUGGCGGAGGUAGUGGCGGAGCUACAUCAGGAGCAGAUGCGCAACCCGAGCUGUCUAAAGACGAGUGAUCUGUUUCACGUCAGGGACGCGCAGCUGAGAGAGUACCAUGCAUCAAAACGGGACAGACUUCACGUGAUGACAGGGACGGAUGCGGAGUUAGCUGGGGAGGUCCCUUCGCCUUUCCUAUCGGCGAGAGUCAAGGUCAGGAAGCAGAAGACACAGAUUGCAGAGCUGAAGGUGGGAGGCGUCAAGAUUUCUGACUCACCCGGGAUUCUGACGGCCGCGACGCAGUAUUUCACGGACCUUUUCGGCACUGACGGUCGGACAUCAACAGAGCGGUGGAAACCGCUUGCUGGGAGAAAGUUGGAUGCAGAGUCGGCGGCUGGGCUCGCAGCAGAUUGGACAGAAGAGGAGGCUAAACAGGCCAUCAAAGCGCUUGCAGACGGCAAAUCACCCGGGAAGGAUGGGCUCCCGAAAGAGCUGUUUGAAAGACACUGGGAUGUCCUCGGCAAGGAGUUCCUCCGCAUGGCGCAAUCCUUCUCGGUUUCAGCAACCAUUCCUGCAAGCAUCAAAGAAGCGAUUACUAUUCUGCUCCAUAAAAAGGGAGAGAAGGACAAUCUAGACAACUAUCGUCCGAUCACACUUCUGAACUUCACGUACAAGGUGCUGGCGCGGGUGGUGGCGAACCGGAUGAAGAUGCACCUGCACAAGGUGAUCUCGGCGGAGCAGUACGGCUUUAUUCCCGGCAGGAGAAUCUCGGAGGCCAUCGGUGUGGUUGCUGAUGUUAUUGAGGCGGCGAAAAAGGGGAAUAAAGACUGGUACAUGCUGCUGGUAGAUUUCCGCAAGGCCUUCGACUCGGUGUCUAGAAGCUUCCUUUUCAGCACCCUCAAGGAAAUGGGCUUCCCAGAGAGAUUCGUCGGCUGGGUGGAAGGUCUGCACAAAGACACAAGAACAAGGUUAUUAAUCAACGGUUGGCUGGGGGAAGCAGUGGAAGUUAAGUCGGGGGUGAGACAGGGCUGCCCACUCGCUCCGUACCUGUUUCUCUGCGCGGUGGAACCGCUGGCGCAAGAGGCAGAGCGUCGGAAGAUUGGUCUCUGCAACAAGGCAAACCAACGGUUAGCGUAUGUCGGUUACGCGAACGACACGACACUCUUUUUGGAUGGGAAAAGACAAAUCGCCAGGGCUGAGAAGCUGUUAGCCUGGUUUGCUGGACUGUCAGGGCUGCAGACGAACAAGGGCAAAUCGGUGAUCCUCCCGAUCGGCCACAACAUUGGGAGGAGACCAAGGACGCUGGGCGGCUUUAAAUGGGCCAAUGCGGACGAAGCGGAGAGAGUCCUGGGAGUCUGGGUCACCCCCUCUGGAAGCAGUGAGCCGACCUGGAAGCGGGCUUUUGAAAAAAUAAUAGUGGAGUUGAUUAAGUGGAAGGCGCUCUUCCUCACGAUUGCGGCGAGGGUUGUGAUUAUCAACUGCUACAUCACACCGAGAAUAGCAUACCAGGCGCAGGUCUAUCCCCCGUCAGAGGAGAUCUGGAAGAAGCUCGUUAAGCUGAUUCACAAUUUCUUAACGGGGAACAAUGCAUCGGCUGAGAAAGGGUUUGUGCUGUGGAACUGGGGGCUGCUUACCACGCCGAAAGCCGACGGAGGUCUCGGAGUUCUGGACCCAGGAGUGCUUCUCGCCUGCCUUGCCGCGAGAAGGAUUGGCUGCUUGCUGCUGGAGAAGAACCAAAAAAAAAGGGAAAUCACGCUCAAGGCGGCGGGAUUACCGCUCGGAGAGGACACGUUCCUGGCUCAUGAACGGUUGCUGAAGCACUGGCCGGGAGAAAACGAGCGCUGGUUACAGACAUGCGAGACUUUCAUGAAAUCCCCGAUGGCGGACACUGGGAAGUCAGACAGCAAAGAGGAGGUGGCGCAAGAAAGGGUGGUUUUUAACCGGAAGCUGCUUCUGAACUGCACGAACCCAGUGGGUGGACAAAAGGAGGCUAAGGGCCUCUGGGGGACGAGGCUGGGUGACCUGGUAACCACGCGUCAGGACGGUACGGUGGAGAUUAAGGACAUGGAUACGCUUGAGCGGGAGCUGCGUAGCAGGGACUCAGCCCGGCUGGCUCUCAAAGCACUUGAUGCAGCCCCGCAGGAAUGGAAGGAAGUGCUCAUCCCGGAUGCCAGUGGCAAGGGGGCUGGAUCUGGGGUGAAAAAAUCGUCUGGGAACAGCGGCGGUGGCGAACAUGCAGCGGCUACAAUUUUUCGUUCGGGGAUUUUCACGAACGGGCAGCUGUCAUCCCUGAAGCAGCUGAGGGAAUCGUGGGCUGUGCCAGUCGCGGUCUCCACGAAGCAGGAGAAGUGGGUCGGCAAGUGGAGCGGGAAGAUAGACUGGGACCGAAUUAUCCACACCAGAAACUCGCUUGCCAUCCCGAACCGACCGCGUGAUGUCCUUACGCCCUGUGGUUUCUGGUCUCUGGCGCGCUCUGCGCAUGCUCAACCCCACAAGGACAUCUGCCACGCUCGGUGA